Molecule: messenger RNA, 219 nt
Organism: Babjeviella inositovora NRRL Y-12698
Lineage: Eukaryota; Fungi; Ascomycota; Pichiomycetes; Serinales
Gene: ATP18
Product: F1F0 ATP synthase subunit i
Exons: 2
Coding region: 1-219 (72 amino acids)
Biological process (GO): proton motive force-driven ATP synthesis
Molecular function (GO): proton transmembrane transporter activity
Source: RefSeq, a predicted model, not a curated record
AUGGCUGUCUUCAACCCAUUCGCUUUCUUGGCCUACAAGAAGUUCCCAACCCCACUCUUGAAGCCUUACUGGCCAUUCAUGCUUGGUAUGGCUGCCACCGCCGUCUUGAUCAACCAGGCUAAGGAAUUGUCCCAGGACUCCGACGAGUUCAUUAACCACCCAAAGCACCCAAGAUUUGCCAAGGGCGGUAAGGUCAUCGACCUUGAAAACAGAGAUUAA